Messenger RNA from Durusdinium trenchii, 953 nucleotides. The record is from the annotation of a GenBank genome assembly. NCBI's taxonomy places the organism in Eukaryota, Dinophyceae, Suessiales, Symbiodiniaceae.
CCCCAAAAUGGCCUCACCUCACCUUGUUACCUUGCGCCCGUCGUCCGUGGCGGCCUCCUCCCCAUAUGCAAUGACCGCCUCGUCGCUUGACGCGGCGACCGACCCACCCUGCACAUGGCGGUCGGAGCGCCUCAUGUGGAGCGCUUGAAGUGCUGAGUUCAUGUUUGGCGUGAGUGGACCCCACAAACGCGGCGCACUGGGCCCGAGCACGGAGUCGCGGAAUGAAGAGGAGGAGUUCGAGCCGGACUCCCAGGCGAGCAGGGACUUUGAGGCUCGCAGGAAGAUGAUCAAGGAGGGCAAACGCUUUGAGAAGUCCUUGCUGCAGAACCGCUCGGCAGUGGCCCAAGCGAUGCUGGCGCAGGGCGGGCGCGUGAGCGUCGAGGUGGCCGGGAAGGCGGUCAUGGAUAUGACCAAUGGAGUGCUCCCUGGCGUGGUCUCCUUCCCUCAAGGCUGCGAGCAGCCGGACAAGAAGAAGAAGGAAAAGAAGGACAAGAAGAAGAAAGACAAGAAGAAGAAAGAGAAGAAGGAGAAGAAGAAAAAGGACAAGAAGAAAAGCAAAAAGAAAAAGGACAAGAAGAAGAGUUCCUCGUCUUCAUCGUCGUCAAGCUCCUCUUGAAGCACUGCACUGUGCGUGAGUGAGGGUGUGUGUGUGUGUGUGUGUGUCCUGCCCCUUGAAAAACGGCGGAGGAACCUGCAUGCCAGCUGACGGAAAAAGGCGAUCAGAAGUUCCACGGACGCUUUCUGAUCAGACUCUCCACCCACGUGGCCGAACUGAGCGUCGCUGGGGCACGAGGCGGCAUUCUUGAUGGACUGCAGGGCAUUCAUCGCGUCAAAGGCUUUUUUUCCAGUACGGAUACCCAUGGAUACCCACACCCAGUCUCCGGUGCAAACCCCCGCCGAUGCGGAUGGCGGGCAUGACUCCCGCCCCGGCUCGAAGACUUUGCUCCGUUCGU